Adineta steineri is the source of this 789-nucleotide messenger RNA. Lineage: Eukaryota; Metazoa; Rotifera; Eurotatoria; Adinetida; Adinetidae. The record is from the annotation of a GenBank genome assembly.
AUGGCAGAUCAAUCUAAUGAUGAUGCUCAAGGUACAUCAGAUGAUCGAGUUUUUAAUCGGUACGAUACAAUAUUGUUUCUCGAUCAAUUUCAAUCUGUAAACAGCAGCUCGGGAGAUAAUUCAGAUACAACCUUAUUGUCAUCCGUCCAAAGUUCAGAGGAUUCUUUUAAUAAUGAAUACGCCAGUUCUCCUAGUCUUAAUGGGCAACCAACGAUAUCAUCUAUGCCUGAUGAUCAUAUUAAUGCAGAAUUAUUUCCUGGUGCACCCUUGGGGACCGCACACUCUUUUAACGUACCAGUCAAUGAAGUGACUGUUACUACACCUCCUUCUGGCGUGGAUGAAAAUAACACGGAGACAGUUGCUGAUACAUCAUGUGAACCCGAUCUGAAUGAUUCAGAGCAUCAUGCUGAAGAAACAAGUUUAGUAAUCUUUCACGAAUCGAUUGCAGGAAUAAUAAUGACUGUUAAAACUGAUCCACCAGCUAGUCUUCGUCUUCGCUAUGACUCUGAUGAUCGCCGUCGAAUACCAAAUUCUCUUACAAAUCCUAUGGAGAUUGAUAUAUCCAAUUUAAGAAACAUUAAAUUAAGCUCUAAUCAAUCAUUUUAUAUUCGAUUGGUGCUAGCUGCACGGAUCGAAAAUUCAUCAGACCAAAUAUAUCAUCAUCCAAAUAAACUAAAAUAUCAUUCCGAUGAUGCACAAAUAUUAAACGAUGGAACAAUUUGUGUUCCUUUAACUUCAGAUGAUAUCAACAAAGGAACAGUAGCGUAUGAUCAUGUUUGUUUUUAUUAA